AAGAUGGCCGCCCUGUUGUUUUGAUGAAUAAUACUUGGUGGGGCGAGGGGGUAAGAGUCGGGGUGGAGGGGUAGGAGGAUUUACUCUUCCAGCGUGAGCAUCGCGCAUCCCAUCCUCCUCCUCUCCCCAGCCCAGGCUCUGGCGUGGCGGCGGGGCGUGUCCGGCCUGCUCUGGGAAGGGGAGGGGCUUGCCUAUCCGGGGCUGGGCUCUGCCCGGGCGGCUGUGGGGUCGCCUUACCUCGGGGCACCCACCUCUGCAGUUCAGGAGUUCCCGCCAGGGGCCCAGGGGCAGCGAGGCGAGCGGGAUCGGCUGGGAAGGGUCGCAGCACGCUGGGGGCACGAGCCGAGCCGGGCACCGCGCUGCCUCGCCCGGGCAUCUGGGAAGCAGGGGGUGCUGAGUGGCGCCCUGAGACCCCCGGAGCAGCGGCCGGGGCCGGAGGCUGGCACCUGCGGCGGUGCGAGGCUCGGGCGAGGGGAGCGGCGGCAGCCCAGGCGGUCCAGUGCCUCGUGUUCUUCUUUUUUAACCUCUGACUAUGCAAUUCUGAAACCUCCCCCACUCGGGGGACCCGACGGCCUCUGAUCGGCACCUUUCGCGCUGCUGGCUGCCGCCCUGGUCUCGAACGCACAAGGACCUCUUCUUUCUCACGCCUGUCACCAUUAAGAGGAAGGCGAUGGAGGAGCUGAGCGCUGAUGAGAUCCGUCGGAGGCGCCUUGCACGACUUGCUGGCGGACAGACCUCCCAGCCGACCACCCCGCUCACCUCUCCGCAGAGGGAGAACCCUCCGGGGCCUCCCAUCGCCGCCUCAGCCCCAGCUCCUUCCCAGGGCCUUGAGCUCAAUGUCCACAACAUGACCCCAGCUACCUCCCCGAUAGGUGCAGCAGGAGUGGCCCACCGCAGCCAGAGCAGUGAAGGAGUCAGCUCUCUGAGCAGCUCGCCCUCCAACAGCCUGGAGACCCAGUCUCAGUCCCUCUCCCGUUCCCAGAGCAUGGACAUCGACGGCGUCUCCUCCGAGAAAAGCAUGUCCCAGGUGGAUGUGGAUUCAGGAAUUGAAAAUAUGGAGGUUGAUGAAAAUGAUCGGAGAGAGAAGCGGAUCCUCGGCGAUAAGGAGCCUUCCUCGGGCCCCGAAGUGUCCGAAGAGCAGGCCUUGCAGCUGGUCUGUAAGAUCUUCCGCGUCUCUUGGAAGGACCGUGACAGAGAUGUUAUCUUUCUUUCUUCUCUCUCUGCGCAGUUUAAGCAGAAUGCGAAAGAAGUUUUCUCUGAUUUUAAGGACUUGAUUGGCCAGAUUUUAAUGGAAGUGCUAAUGAUGUCCACUCAGACCAGGGAUGAAAACCCCUUCGCCAGCCUGACGGCCACGUCCGAGCCCAUCGCCACGGCAGCUCGCUCGCCAGACAGAAGUCUGCUGCUCAGUACUGGCUCUGCCGCCGGGACGAGCCCCAUGUUCUGCAGCGUGGGCUCCUUCGGGAGCAGCUCUUUGUCUAGCCUCUUUGAAACUAGCCCCGCCCCCACAGGCAGUUUCUGGAGCUCUGCGUCCGUGCCAGCUCCAUCCUCUGCCUCCCCGUCACGGGCAGCCAGCCAGGCGGCCGUGCCUUCUGCCUCCCUCAGCCCUCACUGCACAGCUGCUGGAGCCGGUACAGGAAGCCAGCCCUCAUCUCCCCGCUACCACCCCUAUACUAUCACCCACUCCGGGGUGACUGCCCCCUGCUCAGCCCCCAGGUCCUCCAGCACCUCCAUCGUGCCCAGUUCCCCAAGCCUCCGUGGCUCUGCCAGUAGUCCCCAGGCAGUGCCCGUCAGCAGCUCCGGACAGAGGCCUGGCAGCAUGGGCCCACCCCUCCCACCUGCCUCCCCGAGGGCUGCAAGCAGACGUUCGUCCUCCGUGGGGACCUCCCCUAGCUUGGGAGCCUCUGCUGGAGCGAGUAACUGGGAUUCCUACAGCGACCACUUCACCAUUGAGACCUGCAAAGAAACAGACAUGCUGAACUACCUCAUCGAGUGCUUUGACCGAGUCGGGAUCGAGGAAAAAAAAGCACCAAAGAUGUGCAGUCAGCCAGCAGUCAGCCAGCUGCUGAGCAACAUCCGUUCCCAGUGCAUCUCCCAUACUGCGUUGGUGCUGCAGGGCUCCCUCACGCAGCCGAGGUCCUUGCAGCAGCCGUCCUACCUAGUGCCGUACAUGCUGUGUAGGAACCUUCCCUACGGCUUCAUGCAGGAGCUGGUGAGGACCACGCACCAGGAUGAAGAAGUGUUCAAGCAGAUCUUUAUUCCCAUCCUACAAGGCCUGGCCCUCGCUGCCAAAGAGUGCUCCCUCGAUAGCGACUACUUUAAGUACCCCCUCAUGGCAUUAGGUGAACUCUGUGAAACCAAGUUUGGGAAGACACACCCUGUGUGCAGUCUGGUCGCCUCCUUGCCGUUGUGGCUGCCAAAGCCCCUGAGCCCUGGUGCUGGGCGGGAGCUGCAGAGGCUGUCCUACCUGGGGGCCUUCUUCAGCUUCUCCGUCUUCGCAGAGGACGAUGUUAAAGUGGUCGAAAAGUAUUUCUCAGGGCCUGCCAUUACCCUGGAGAACACUCGCGUCGUUAGCCAAUCCCUGCAGCAUUACCUGGAGCUGGGAAGGCAAGAGCUCUUCAAGAUCCUGCACAGUAUUUUGUUAAAUGGCGAAACCCGUGAAGCUGCCCUGAGUUACAUGGCCGCCAUUGUCAACGCCAAUAUGAAGAAAGCGCAGAUGCAGACAGAUGAUAGAUUAGUGUCAACAGAUGGAUUUAUGUUGAAUUUCCUGUGGGUACUGCAGCAGCUAAGUACGAAAAUCAAGUUGGAAACCGUUGAUCCAACAUAUAUCUUCCACCCGAGAUGCCGGAUCUCUGUGCCCAGCGAUGAGACGCGCGUGAACGCCUCGGUGCAGGACUUGAACAGCUGGCGGGCCGAGCUCUAUGGAGAUCAGUCUCCGUUCUCUGAGCCGAAAUUCCCCACGGAAUGCUUCUUCCUCACCCUGCACGCCCACCACCUCUCCAUUCUGCCCAGCUGCCGGCGCUACAUCCGCAGACUCCGGGCCAUCCGGGAGCUCAACAGGACUGUGGAGGAUUUGAAAAACAACGAGAGCCAGUGGAAGGACUCACCGCUUGCAACCAGACACCGUGAGAUGCUGAAGCGCUGUAAGACCCAGCUCAAGAAACUGGUGCGCUGCAAGGCCUGUGCUGACGCCGGUUUGCUGGAUGAGAGCUUCCUGAGACGAUGUCUGAACUUCUACGGCCUUCUCAUCCAGCUGCUGCUCCGCGUCCUGGACCCCGCGUACCCCGACAUCACACUGCCUUUAAAUCCAGAUGUCCCCAAGGUCUUUGCAGCAUUGCCCGAGUUUUAUGUAGAAGAUGUUGCUGAAUUUUUAUUUUUUAUUGUACAAUACUCUCCCCAGGUGCUCUAUGAGCCCUGCACUCAGGACAUCGUCAUGUUCCUCGUCGUGAUGCUGUGCAACCAGAACUACAUCCGGAACCCCUACCUGGUGGCCAAGCUCGUGGAGGUCAUGUUCAUGACCAACCCCUCGGUGCAGCCACGGACCCAGAAGUUUUUUGAGAUGAUUGAGAACCAUCCUCUCUCCACCAAGCUGCUGGUCCCUUCUCUGAUGAAGUUUUAUACCGAUGUGGAACAUACCGGAGCCACCAGCGAGUUCUAUGACAAGUUCACGAUACGCUAUCACAUUAGCACCAUUUUCAAAAGCCUCUGGCAAAACAUUGCUCACCAUGGCACCUUUAUGGAGGAAUUCAAUUCCGGGAAGCAGUUUGUCCGCUACAUCAACAUGCUGAUCAACGACACCACGUUUCUGCUCGAUGAGAGCCUUGAGUCUCUGAAGCGGAUCCACGAGGUGCAGGAAGAGAUGAAGAACAAGGAGCAGUGGGACCAGCUGCCCCGGGACCAGCAGCAGGCACGGCAGUCCCAGCUGGCCCAGGAUGAGCGUGUGUCCCGCUCGUACCUUGCCCUGGCCACGGAGACGGUGGACAUGUUCCACAUCCUCACCAAGCAGGUCCAGAAGCCGUUCCUCAGACCUGAACUUGGACCCCGAUUGGCUGCAAUGCUCAACUUCAAUCUUCAGCAACUCUGUGGUCCCAAGUGUCGUGAUCUGAAAGUCGAAAACCCUGAGAAAUACGGCUUUGAACCAAAGAAGCUGCUGGACCAGCUCACGGACAUUUACCUGCAGCUGGACUGUGCCAGAUUCGCUAAAGCCAUUGCCGAUGACCAGAGGUCCUACAGCAAAGAGUUAUUUGAAGAAGUCAUUUCCAAGAUGCGCAAGGCAGGGAUCAAGUCCACGAUCGCCAUCGAGAAGUUUAAACUCCUUGCCGAGAAAGUGGAGGAAAUAGUGGCCAAGAACGCACGCGCAGAAAUCGACUACAGCGACGCCCCGGAUGAAUUCAGAGACCCUCUGAUGGACACCCUGAUGACAGACCCCGUGCGGCUGCCCUCGGGCACCAUCAUGGACCGCUCCAUCAUCUUGCGGCACCUGCUCAACUCGCCCACGGACCCCUUCAACCGGCAGCCGCUGACAGAGAGCAUGCUGGAGCCAGUGCCAGAACUGAAGGAGCAGAUCCAAGCGUGGAUGCGGGAGAAGCAGAACAGCGGCCACUGAGGUGGCCCCGCGCCCACCCCCGUGGGAACAGCGGAGGCGAGUGAGGAAGCGGCCCGAGCCGCAGCCCGCGCGGAGCACCCGGUGCCCAAGGGGCCAAGGGCGGCGGCCGACCGGCUCCUGUACAUAUAUUUAAGCGACAGAUGGACAGGCGAGCAGGGCGGCGCCCCCACCGCACCAGGCGCAGGCGGCGCAGGGGCGCCCUUCUCUCCUUUGAACCCCGUCUCUGGUGAUUUGGUUGUGAUUCAAGAACCCUGGCCACGUUGCUGCUAGCUUCCCCACCCACCCGGCCCUGUCAGUCUGGGGUGGGUGUAUUUCUUUGUUGUUGUUUUUUGGGGUCUUCUUUUUUUCCCUUAUUUUAAGAGAAGCAAAAAACACCCCAGCCCCGUCCCGCCCACCACGUGCACCUGUCCGAGAACUGUGCCUGCGACGAAGCACUCAUCCUGGGAUGGUAUUUUUAUAUAUCACAUACACAUAUUCGUUUUUUUAAUUGGUGUUAGAUAACGAUUAAUAAAAAAAAGGCAAGAUAUUUUCAGAAUUUGAAUUUCUUUUUUUUUUUUUCUUUUGGAAUGUCCCCCUUGAAUUUUUUUUUUCUCUUUUUUUAAACGAUGAACAAAUGAAGAGACUUUUGUCGCCCCUGGUCCUUGAAGCAAGCCUUGUGUAGGAAGUGAGGGGCCCUGUGGCCACGGGCCUCCGGGACCAGCGGUGUUGGCGGGGACAGGGAGGAGGUUUUUGAUGUCCCUGGCAGCCGGAAGCCGUGGGUGAGCCGGAAGCCUCUGCUGCUUGGCCUGGGACUCCAAGGCAGGGUUCCUGAUGGAGUUUGGCCUUACCAAAGCGAAACAGGUGCCAGAAUCGGGGGAGGAACACACACACACACACACACACACACACACACACACACACACACACACGGCCACCGCACGCGUGCGCACAAGCCGAACACUUUUUGUAUUACUGCUCCCGGCUCAACAUACUUGAAUUCCUGAAUUUCCUUUGGGGUACAAAAGGAUUUGAAACCAUAAAGUGUUCUGGAGAAAUUAAGUCUACGAAAACAUUUUUUUUCUUUUCCCCCCUUCCACAGACAAUGUCCUCUGUUGAGUCCCUAGCGACCACAAUAAAUGGUGAGACACCCAGAA
Messenger RNA from Ochotona curzoniae (black-lipped pika), 5736 nucleotides. It is a transcript of the gene UBE4B, whose product is annotated as ubiquitination factor E4B. The record is from RefSeq and is a predicted model, not a curated record. Gene Ontology annotation, biological process: protein polyubiquitination. Gene Ontology annotation, molecular function: ubiquitin-ubiquitin ligase activity. Gene Ontology annotation, cellular component: ubiquitin ligase complex; cytoplasm; nucleus. The coding region runs from base 671 to 4603 and encodes 1310 amino acids. The transcript has 28 exons. NCBI's taxonomy places the organism in Eukaryota, Metazoa, Chordata, Mammalia, Lagomorpha, Ochotonidae.